AUGAGUUCUUCACGGUCGUUAAAUGAUGAUGAUUCUUCAUCUCCUUCUAAUUCUCUCGUCGAAAAACAACUCGACUUCACAGCCAAGAUAAGACUCAUACCAGAAGGAGGGUGGGGCUGGAUGAUAUGCGCUGCUGCGUUCGGAACACAGCUGAUUGUUAUGGGGAUUCAUAACUCGUUUGGGAUUCUUUAUACCACAUUGUUAGAAGAAUACAAGAAAACUAAAGCUGAAACAGGUACCCAAAGUAGACUGUUCACAGUCCCCUAUUCUUUCGUAAGAUCGUCAAGAUCGAGCGCUUUACGUUAUGGGCGGUCAUCUUAGUUUACAUUCAAAUGUUCGGAGUAUAGCCUGGAGAUGAGUGUCAAAUCCACUUAGAGGGCGAGGGAUGGUUUAGUGCAUAUAAAUGAAACAAGAUGGCCGCCCGUACUGGUAAGCGCUUAACCCUUACCUAUUUCUCUUCAAUUCUCUGUUCCUCAUCCCAUUCUAAUCCGUUCUAUUCUCUUUCAUCGCGUUUAUUCCCGUGCCACACCGUUCUAUUCAUCUCAUUCAUUUCCAUUCCCCCUUAUCGCAUCAUCUUUUUUAUUUGAACCAUAUUUAGUAGAGGAGACUGGUUAGGAAAGCCGGCAAACAUCAGAGUUGAAAGCUAUGGUGCUGUAGUUUAUAUUGGAAGCUUGUUUUUUGUUCACAAAUUAUGACUGAAUAAAUUAAUGCAAUGUUUCUAUUGGUCAAUAACUUCAAAAUGAUAGGAAUGCUACCGUAAAAUUCUGAAAAUAAGCCCCGCGGCUUAUAUUUUUCAAAGGCCCUUUUUGAGGGGCUUAUUUUUGGAGGGGCUUAUAUUCGGAGGGGCUUAUCUACGAAGGGAAAUUUUCGGAAGUAAAUUUACCGUUUUUGCUUUGUUACACAAAGGGGGGCUUAUAUUUGGAGGGGCGAUUUAACGGAGGGUUUUUUGCGUUACCGGUUUGGGGAUCUUAUAUUUGGAGGGGCUUAUGCAUGGAGGGGCUUAUUUUCGGAAUUUUACGGUAUUCAACGUUGUGCACGGUCAGGUCCAAAAAAGCUAACAAAAACCUAUAACAAAGGGUUUACCAACCAUUCCACUUUAAUUAACUAUGUUUGAACUGAUGAAAUGUAUAAAAAAGUCAUUUUUCUCAUUCCAUUUCAAAGGUUUAAUAGACUACAUAAUUUAAAAAAUGAUUAUGUACAAAGCCCAAAGGCUGCUGUUAUGUAUUUAAAUUUGAACGCAAUUCCCCAAUCUUAUUGCAAAUUCUUUUUCAGCCGCUUUGGGUAUAACCUGUUCACAGGCUCUUAUUUUUCAGUUAGAUUGUUAAGAUCAAAAAUAUAUUGUAGUGAGGUGACAGGAACGGAGCAAGACAAACGCAACGUUAGCUCAACAGUACUACACAAUUAAUCGAUCACCAAAAAAAAAAAAAAACGAUUGUCACUGUCACUGACAAGCCGGAGAUUUCACGAGAAAAACCGUUUCUCAUCUUAUACUCUACAUAUUUUUGUUUUUUGUUUUAAUUUUCUACCACAGCAUGGGUAGGCUCUGUCAGUGUCGGCGUCAUGUACCUUUUUGGACCUAUCACAAGCGGUCUGAGUGAGAGAUUCGGCUGCAAAGUCGUGGCAUUCCUUGGUGGUUUUCUAUGCAUCCUGGGAUUGCUCCUGACGUCAUAUGCUACAGAUCUUCCGAAGCUCUAUGUAACAUAUGGCAUCCUCUGGGGUAUAGGGUCCAGCUUUUGCUACUUUCCUACGCUAACUGCUCCGGGAGAGUAUUUCUGCCAUCGACUUUCCUUAGUAAAUGGAAUUGUCACUGCUGGUUAGUUGUUUAACUGAGUAAAAACCUGGUAAUCCAUUCGGUUCAAUUUUCAUGUGCGUAUCUUAUACGAAAAUAUGUUUCUUUCACAGUUUCUAAUCUAGUUGAGUUAGUUAUAAAUAAAACAGUGUAAACUGAAGAGUUUUAUAGAAAUUCAAAGCCAACCUGUGGCUGAGCUUCAAAGCUUGUGACUCUCUCCUUCCAAUACUGACAUACGACUCUCAGAGAACAGACUCAGAGAACAGCGAAGAACUAACCUUGAAUUUUCUAAAUACGUAGAAUGACUGAGCUACUCCUUUACAAUAUACAAGUAUAAAUCUAUAAUAGAAUACAUGGUCUUUAAGAACGAAAAUUUAGAAAAAAUUUAUUGAAAGAAGAGUUCAUACAUUACAUAGACUGUUUUUUAACCUAGAAGGCUCCUACCAAGGAGCCAUGUAUGUACGAGAGAACUAGCUCCAAUAAAUUCUAGGCUUUUAAACUUUUGUUUCUUUUCACAGGCAGUGGAAUAGGCACGCUAGCAUUCGGUCCAGUCCUCCAACACAUUCUCCAGCGCUAUGGUCUUGUUACGUCACUGCGCAUUCUCAGUGGAGUGUCUGUCCUGCUGCCUCUGACGUCACUUACUUACAAGACAUUUCGUUCACCACUGGAAGACCUUUUUGAAAUAAAGAAACAGCCACGACCUUUCCUUGACCUAAGCGUGUGGCAAAACAAAGCCUUUUGUGUUUACACAGGGGCGGUGGCCCUUUUCAUGCUGGGAUAUUUCAUUCCUUAUGUGCAUUUGGUAGGUAAACUUCCGCACAUUCCUAUGUCCUUUUCGUGUCCACAUCCUCACCUUUUCCAAGAAAUUUUGAUAAUUAAAUGCCGUAUAUGCGCUGCUGCGUUCGGAACACAGCUGAUUGUUAUGGGGAUUCAUAACUCGUUUGGGAUUCUUUAUACCACAUUGUUAGAAGAAUACAAGAAAACUAAAGCUGAAACAGGUACCCAAAGUAGACUGUUUACAGUCCCCUAUUCUUCCGUAAGAUCGUCAAGAUCGAGCUCUUUACGUUAUGGGCGGCCAUCUUAGUUUACUUCCAAAUGUUCGGAGUAUAGCCUGGAGAUGAGUUUCAAAUCCACUUAGGGGGCGAGGGAUUGUUUGGUGCAUGUAAAUGAAACAAGAUGGCCGCUCAUACUGGUAAGCACUUAACCCUUACCCAUUUCUCUUCAAUUCUCUUUUCCUCAUCCCAUUCUAAUCCGUUCUAUUCUCUUUCAUCGCGUUUAUUCCCGUGCCACACCGUACCGUUCUAUCCAUCUCAUUCAUUUCCAUUCCCUCUUAUCGCAUCGUCUUUGUUAUUUGAACCAUAGUUAGUAGAGGAGACUGGUUGGGAAACCCGGCAAACAUCAAAGUUAAAAACAAUGGUGCUGUAGGUUAUGUUGGAAGCUCUCUGACCGUGCACAAUCCUUUGUUUUCUGUUCACAAAUUAUGACUCUGUAAACUAAUGCAAUGUUUCUAUUGGUCAAUAACUUCAAAAUGAUAGGAAUGCUAUUGAACGUUGUGCACGGUCAGGUCCAAAAAGGCUAACAAAAACCAAUGACAAACGGUUUCCCAACCAUUCCACUUUAAUUCAAGGACUAUGUUUGAACUGAUGAAAUGUAUAAAAAUGUCAUUUUUUCUCAUUCCAUUUCAAAGGUUUAAUAGACCACAUAAUUUAAAAAAUGAUUAUGUAUAGCAGCCCAAAGGCUGCUAUUAUGUAUUUAAAUUUGAACACAAUUCCCCAAUCUUAUUGCAAAUACUUUUUCAGCCGCGUUGGGUAUAACCUGUUCACAGGCUCUUAUUUUUCCGUCAGAUUGUCAAGAUCAAAAAUAUAUUGUAGUGGGAUGACAGGAACUGAUCGAGACAAAUGCAACGUUACCUCAACAGUACUACACAAUUAACCGAUCACAAAAAAAAAAAAAACGAUUGUAAACUGUCACUGACAAGCCGAAGAUUUCACGAGAAAAACUAUUGCUCAUCUUAUACUUUGCAUAUUUUUGUUUUGUUUUUUUAUUUUCCACUACAGCAUGGGUAGGCUCUGUCAGUGUCGGCGUCAUGUAUCUUUUUGGACCUAUCACAACCGGUCUGAGUGAGAGAUUUGGCUGCAAAGUCGUGGCAUUCCUUGGGGGUUUUUUGUGCAUCCUGGGAUUGCUCCUGACGUCAUAUGCUACAGAUCUUCCGAAGCUCUAUGUAACGUAUGGCAUCCUGUGGGGUAUAGGGUCCAGCUUUUGCUAUUUUCCUACGCUAACUGCACCGGGAGAGUAUUUCUGCCAUCGACUUUCCUUAGUAAAUGGAAUUGUCACUGCUGGUUAGUUGUUUAACUGAGUAAAAACCUGGUAAUCCAUUGUUCAAUUUUCAUGUGUGUAUCUUAUACGAAAAUAUGUUUCUUUCACAGUUUCCAAUCUAGUUGAGUUAGUUGUAAAUAAAACAGUAGAAUUUGAAGAGUUUUAUAGAAAUUCAAAGCCAACCUGUAGCUAAGCUUCAAAUCGUAUGAAUCUCUCCUUCCAAUACCGACAUACGACUCUAAGAGAACAGCGAAGAACUAACCUUGAAUUUUCUAAAUACGUAGAAUGACUGAGCUAGUCCUCUGCAGUAUACAAGUAUAAAUCUAUAACAGAAUACAUGGUCUUUAAGAACGAAAAUUUAGAAAAAAAUUAUGCAAAGAAGAGUUCACAUAUUAUAUAGACUGUUUUUUAACCUAGAAGGCUCCUACCAAGGAGCCAUGUAUGUACGAGAGAACUAGCUCCAAUAAAUUCUAGGCUUUUAAACUUCUGUUUCUUUUUACAGGCAGUGGAAUAGGCACGCUAGCAUUCGGUCCAGUCCUCCAACACAUUCUCCAGCGCUAUGGUCUUGUUACGUCACUGCGCAUUCUCAGUGGAGUGUCCGUUCUGCUGCCUCUGACGUCACUUACCUACAAGACAUUUCGUUCGCCACUGGAAGACCUUUUUGAAAUAAAGAAACAGCCAGGACCUUUCUUUGACCUAAGCGUGUGGCAAAACAAAGCCUUUUGUGUUUACACAGGCGCGGUGGCCCUUUUCAUGCUGGGAUAUUUCAUUCCUUAUGUGCAUUUGGUAGGUAAACUUCCGCACAUUCCUAUGUCCUUUUCGUGUCCACAUCCUCACCUUUUCCAAGAAAUUUUGAUAAUUAAAUGCCGNGUGGCAAAACAAAGCCUUUUGUGUUUACACAGGGGCGGUGGCCCUUUUCAUGCUGGGAUAUUUCAUUCCUUAUGUGCAUUUGGUAGGUAAACUUCCGCACAUUCCUAUGUCCUUUUCGUGUCCACAUCCUCACCUUUUCCAAGAAAUUUUGAUAAUUAAAUGCCGCCGCGCGAGCGAGCCUAAGUCGAGCGAGCAAUGCACCAGACCUAAUUCGUACAGGGACAAAAAUUUUGAAUUUCUGCCCAUGAUGUAUCUGAAUUUUUAACCACAAUGCACUUUUUUACCACAAUGCCUUGUACACAAACCUUUGACGUCGCCAUAUCAUCGCUACACGCUACAGGCUAUUCAUAAAGUAUUCUGAUUGCGCACGCUAGCUGAACGCGAGAUAAAUGCAAACCUAAUUUGGCGAUACAAAUUUACACCAGGGCAGCACUCUUUUACCUAUUAGGUACACUUGUUAUAAUUAAAAAUACUUUAUUAUCCUCCCCCGCUUCUGGGGCUUUUCAGGGAAAAUGAAACAAACAAAUUCAAAUGAACAUAGUAAGGUUAAGAAUCCAACUGGUAGGGGGGCAUCCAGUUGGCUAUUUACAAGCGUGGCCGAGGAUUUCAACUCGGGACAACCGAGAACAAAUCCAGCAAGUGGCCAGAGCGGUACUCGAACUCGGGACCGCGGGAUUGCGAGUCCGACGCCCUGAUCACAUAGACACGCUGCGUCCUUCCUUUGCCAAAGCGAAAACUGAUGUUAUCAAACAAACAUAGAAUACAUCGCCCCUUGCCAUUAAAAAAGCGCAUUUCAUCCCCCUGAUUUGGCAAAUGCCGUAAAUGAUGGACAUUUUAGGUCAGCAUUUGCUUGAAGACAACUUUUGUUGUGGGGCACACCACUGCAACACAACACUGUAAGCCUAUAUUUACUUAAGCAGAUUGAUAGCCUGCAGUGCAAGCGUUUUCUUCGGGCAAGAAAUGUUUUGCGCGCGAAAGCGCCCUGUUGAAACUCCAAAAGAGAGUAGGAAAUGGGGCUUGUCAAAAGGGUUACCAUUUUUACUCUUCCAAAUCUUCUUCUCUUUCAAAUCUCCUUCCCUUGAGUGAGUUUUGAAGUGCCACUCUUGAUCACUGUUCAAAUGAUUUUUUUGCCAAACAGGUCAGUCACGUAGAAGGGCUUGGAAUUUCACCCUCUAAAGCGGCCUUGUUAAUUGGUUUCAUGUCCAUUGCCUCAACAAUCAGUCGGGUCAUCUUCGGUAAAUUUUCAGACCAUCCGAAAGUGAAUCGAUUGUUCAUGACGCAGCUGGCGAUCACGGGCUUUGGGGUAACAACAACACUUUGUCCAGUUGCGAAAGAUUAUGCUUCCUUGGUGACGAUAGUAGUAUUUCUGGGUCUGUUUGAUGGCUUGUACGUAGUGCUCAUUGCCGUUGUCAAUACAGAUAUCGUGGGAGUCCAUAAGCUAUCGGCGGCAUUGGGAAGUGUUUACGGAGUCAUAUCGAUAACUCUCACAGUUGGACCUCCUUUUGCCGGU
This is a messenger RNA of Porites evermanni, 6485 nucleotides long. The record is from the annotation of a GenBank genome assembly. Lineage: Eukaryota; Metazoa; Cnidaria; Anthozoa; Scleractinia; Poritidae.